Malus domestica (apple) is the source of this 777-nucleotide messenger RNA. RefSeq names its product probable protein phosphatase 2C 1. NCBI's taxonomy places the organism in Eukaryota, Viridiplantae, Streptophyta, Magnoliopsida, Rosales, Rosaceae. Gene Ontology annotation, molecular function: protein serine/threonine phosphatase activity. Gene Ontology annotation, biological process: protein dephosphorylation. Gene Ontology annotation, cellular component: chloroplast. The record is from RefSeq and is a predicted model, not a curated record.
AUGAUUGCCGUGCUGGAGAGGAAUGGGACUCUGAAAAUUGCCAAUGUCGGGGAUUGCGGAUUAAGGGUUAUUCGUGAAGGUAAAAUUAAUUUUUCCACAUCUCCACAAGAACACUAUUUCGAUUGUCCAUACCAACUUUAUUCGGAGAUCGUUGGCCAAACGUACCAUGAUGCGAUGGUUUCCAAUGUUGAGCUGAUGGAAGGAGACACCGUAGUCAUGGGCUCCGACGGAUUUUUUGACAACGUUUUGCACCAUGAAAUAGUUUCGAUAGUGGCCGGAUACAGAGACGUUGCUGAGGCCGCAAAGGCAUUAGCUAAUUGGGCAAACAAUCAUUCACUGGAUUCAAACUUUGAUUCUCCCUACUCCAUGGAGGCUAGAUCAAGGGGUUUCGAGCCUCCUUUAUGGAAGAAGAUUCUCGGAAUGAAGCUUACAGGCACGACCUAUCUCGGUUUAUACUAUGACGAUAAGGACCUCAAUCUUCGAUGUCAUGACGGACCUGAGUUUUCUGUUGUGCAGGUGGAAAGCCGGAUGAUAUCACUCUGAUUGUUGAUCAGGUUGUAAGCUUAUGAAGCAUUUUUGGUCUCCUCCUAGAGAUUGAAACUUCAAAUACAAACUUUCCCUUUUCCUGGUUUCGUCGAUUUUCAUCUGUUAUUUUUAUGGUCUUGUAACAGUGAAAGAUCCACGGAAACUUACAGCAAAGUGAAACUUUUGCCCAUUAAAAUUGGGACCCGGCUUCUCUGCCCUCCCAGUUCCCAUACAAUCACAUCCCCUCCUAUU